Molecule: messenger RNA, 2969 nt
Organism: Halichondria panicea
Lineage: Eukaryota; Metazoa; Porifera; Demospongiae; Suberitida; Halichondriidae
Product: transportin-1-like
Exons: 12
Coding region: 37-2688 (883 amino acids)
Biological process (GO): protein import into nucleus
Cellular component (GO): cytoplasm; nucleus
Molecular function (GO): small GTPase binding; nuclear import signal receptor activity
Source: RefSeq, a predicted model, not a curated record
UUGUGUGGAGAGUACGUUGUGAGGAUAUUAGCAGCCAUGUCUUGGAGUCCUGACGAGGCGAGCUUAACGCAGAUUGUCCAGUUACUUCGCGAGAGUCAAGCGAGCGCUGACACUGAAACACAGAGAUCUGUAGAGCAGCGACUGGAAGCCCUCAACCAAUAUCCUGACUUCAACAACUACCUUGUGUUUGUGCUCACCAAGCUAAAGACUCACAAUGUGUUGGACGAACCCACGAGGGCUAUUGCUGGACUCAUACUCAAGAAUAAUGUCAAGCAGCAUUACGUUGGCUUCCCCCCAGAGAUUAAGACCUUCAUAAAAUCUGAAAGCUUGCAGAUAGUAGGUGAUCCAUCAGCUCUCAUCCGUGCGACCGUUGGUACCCUGAUUAGCACUAUAGCUAACAGGGGAGAGUUGGUUCACUGGCCAGAGCUAUUACCAGCACUCUGUCAACUCAUUGACUCUCCUGAUACAUUCGCCUGUGAAGGGGCGUUUAGUACACUCUUGAAGAUCUGUGAAGAUUGCUCGGACCAACUUGACUCUGAUGCUCUCAAUCGUCCUCUCAAUGUUCUCAUUCCAAAGUUCAUUCAGUACUUCCAUCAUCAGAACCCGGUCAUUCGUUCCCAUGCCAUUGCCUGCUGUAAUCAGUUCAUCACUAGCCAACCACCAGCUCUGGUCCUCAACAUAGUGCCCCUUAUAGAGGGUCUAUUCUCAGCCAGUGGUGAUGACAGUGGAGAGGUGCGUAAGAAUGUGUGCAGGGCUCUAGUGCAGCUGGUGGAAGUGGGGGCCUCUGAUCUACUCCCACACAUCCAUCCUAUAGUGGAGUAUAUGCUCAUACGCACUCAGGAUAGCAAUGAGGUGGUUUCACUUGAAGCUUGUGAGUUCUGGCUGACAUUAGCAGACCAGUCCAUCUGUUUGGAGGCUCUCUCCCCUUACCUACACAGGGUGGUGCCUGUGCUGCUCAAUGGCAUGAAAUACUCUGGUUAUGAUGUCCUCUUGUUAAAGUGUGAUGUGGAUGACCAAGAUGUUCCAGACAAGGAGACAGAUAUAAGACCACGAUUCCACAAGGCUAAAACACAAGGUGGCGGUGAUCUGAGUGAUUCUGAUGAUGAGGAUGACAUGAGGAAAGAGGCUCUGACUGACUGGAACCUGCGCAAGUGUUCUGCUGCAGCUCUGGAUGUGUUGUCUUGUGUGUUCCACGAAAGCCUGCUCCCUGUACUACUGCCCAUACUCAAGCAGAACCUACUGUCUAGUGAUUGGCUGGUUAAAGAGUCAGCUAUCCUUGCUCUAGGUGCAGUGUCUGAGGGUUGUAUGGAGGGCAUGAUCCCACAGCUUCCAGAGGUGGUCCCGUAUCUCAUCAACUCUCUAUCUGAUGGCAAGGCUUUAGUGCGCUCCAUCACUUGUUGGACAUUGAGUAGAUACUCUCAUUGGCUCAUUGCUGACAACCAACACCUCCAGCAGCUCAUGGCAGAGCUACUCAAGAGGAUACUGGAUCCUAACAAGAGAGUACAGGAAGCGGCUUGCAGUGCGUUUGCUACUCUGGAGGAAGAUGCUUGUACAGAGCUAGUACCUUAUCUGGGGGACAUCCUCAAGGUCUUGAUGAGUGCUUUCAGGCGCUAUCAGACUAAGAACCUCAUCAUGCUUUAUGAUGCUAUUGGCACUCUGGCAGACUCUGUAGGCAACCACCUCAACAAGCCAGAGUACAUACAAGAGCUGAUGCCUCCGCUUAUUGACAAGUGGAAUACUCUCAAAGAUGAAGACAAAGAUCUUUUCCCACUGUUAGAGUGUUUGUCUUCGGUUGCCACAGCGUUGCAGUCUGGCUUCCUCCCAUAUUGUGAGACUGUGUUCCAGCGCUGCGUUUCAUUGGUCGCACAAAACCUCCACCAAACACAAGUGGCACUAGCUAAUCGGGAGAAUAUGGCACCUCCAGACAAGGAGUUUAUGAUAGUAGCACUGGACCUAUUGUCAGGCCUGGCAGAGGGAUUACAGACACACAUAGAGAAGCUGUUGGUACAGAGCAACCUGCUCACACUGUUGUAUCAAUGCAUGCAAGAUGACACUGCUGAAGUCAGACAGUCCUCGUUUGCUCUAUUAGGGGACAUCACUAAAGCUUGCUUCCAACAUGUCUAUCCCAGCAUUGGUGACUUUAUGAGUGUAUUGAGCAAGAAUCUGAAUCCACUCAUGAUCUCUGUGUGCAAUAAUGCCACCUGGGCCAUUGGUGAGCUGUGUAUUCAGUUAGGAGCUGGCAUGAAGGACUAUCAUUCUCUGGUCCUCUCUCAACUCAUUGACAACAUCAACCGUCCUGGUACUCCUAAGACCCUCCUCGAAAAUACAGCCAUUACGAUUGGUCGACUUGGUCUAGUAUGCCCUACAGAAGUGGCCCCCUACCUACCUUCCUUCAUUGCCAUGUGGUGUACUACACUGCGCAAUAUUCGAGACAAUGAUGAAAAGGAUUCUGCCUUUCGUGGAGUGUGUUCUUUGAUCAGUGUGAAUCCAUCUGGUAUCUUGCAGCACUUUAUGUUCUUCUGUGAUGCCAUAGCUUCUUGGUCUGUUCCUAAAGAUGACUUAAAGGCAAUAUUCCACAAGAUCUUGCAUGGCUUCAAGAAUGAAGUGGGUGACUCGAACUGGAAAGCGUUUGCUGACCAGUUUCCUGCUGUUUUGAGGGACAAGCUGGCGGUUACCUAUGGUGUCUAGCUAGGCCCAACCCGUCGGCCCGAUGACAAUAUGUGUUCAGUUCGUGUGUGCAUGAUCCCUAGGCCAAUUCACAGAGCAAGAAAAGGUCAUUUUCUUUUUUGUUUGGAGGCAAAUUUUCUUUUUCCGUUGCCCCUGAGGCACUAGGACUGAUUUUCAUUGUAGACAAAGUACUGCUUUUAGCCUCCAGCCUAGGCUGGCCUGCUCUAGUAGGUGUAUUAUUUAUUGCUCGCUUUUGUACUAUGCUUGUAUGUUUUUAUGAGAUCAUUGUUGCAUUAAGAAAA